UGUGGGCGCUCGCUGCUUUCCGCGGGUUCAGUUAAAAUGGCGCCCUAGGUAACGGGAGGCGGCGGCGGCCGUUAGGCUGUGAGGCGCAGGGCGCGCGCGCGCGCGGCAGUUGCAGAGGGAGGUUCCCAGCCCCCUCCCCACGCCCCGGGGUGAGGAUGGCGUGUCCGGAUCAGAAAUCCCCCAACGUUCUGCUCCAGAACCUGUGCUGCCGCAUCCUCGGCAAGAGCGAAGCUGAUGUAGCCCAGCAGUUUCAAUAUGCAGUGAGAGUUAUUGGAAGCAACUUUGCUCCUACUGUUGAACGAGAUGAAUUUCUUGUUGCGGAGAAAAUCAAGAAAGAACUUGUGCGACAAAGAAGAGAAGCGGAUGCUGCUUUGUUUUCAGAACUUUACAGAAAACUCCAUUCGCAGGGCGUCCUGAAAAACAAAUGGUCAAUACUCUACCUCCUGCUCAGCCUUAGUGAAGACCCACGUAAGCAGUCUAACAAGCCGUCAAGUUAUGCCACAUUGUUUGCUCAAGCAUUGCCACGAGAUGCUCACUCAACUCCUUACUACUAUGCUAGGCCUCAGAGCCUUCCAUUGAAUUAUCAGGACCGCAAUGCUCAGUCUGCCCAGAGUGCGGGCAGUAUGGCGAGCAGUGGGAUCAGCAGCAUAAGCAUGUAUGCCCUGAAUGGGCCAACGCCAACUCCACAGUCCCUCCUUCCAGGACAAUCCUAUCAAGCUCCAGGGGUGGGAGAUUGCCUUCGUCAACAGCUAGGUUCACGUCUUGCAUGGGCUCUAACUGCUGGCCAGCCUUCAUUACAAAGCUCUACCUCAAAAGGCCUUCCAAACACUGUGUCUCGCAAUGUGCCAAGGUCAAGGCGAGAAGGGGAGACAAGUGGUAAUGUUGAAAUAACUGAAGCAAACCUUGUAAGAGACAUUUUGUACGUCUUCCAGGGAAUAGAUGGCAAAAACAUCAAAAUGUGCAAUUCUGAAAACUGCUAUAAAGUAGAAGGAAAGGUUAGCCUCUCCAAAUCGCUCAGAGAUACCACAAGCAGACUCGCAGAGUUAGGAUGGCUACACAAUAAAAUAAGAAGAUACACAGACCAGAGGAGCUUGGAUCGUGCCUUUGGGCUUGUAGGUCAGAGCUUUUGUGCUGCCUUACACCAGGAACUCAAAGAAUACUACAGGCUUCUCUCUGUUCUACACUCCCAGCUGCAACUUGAAGAUGAUCAGGGUGUAAAUUUGGGACUUGAGAGCAGUUUAACACUUCGUCGUCUUCUAGUCUGGACAUAUGAUCCUAAAAUAAGACUCAAAACACUUGCAGCACUUGUUGAUCACUGUCAAGGAAGAAAAGGUGGUGAACUAGCAUCAGCUGUCCAUGCCUACACUAAAACAGGAGAUCCCUAUAUGAGAUCCCUGGUCCAACACAUUCUUGGUCUAGUGUCCCAUCCUGUCUUGAAUUUCCUUUACCGCUGGAUUUAUGAUGGGGAGCUGGAGGAUACGUACCAUGAAUUUUUUGUAGCUUCAGAUCCUACAGUUAAAGCAGACCGGUUGUGGCAUGACAAGUACACUUUGAGAAAAUCAAUGAUCCCUUCAUUCAUUACAAUGGAUCAAUCAAAAAAGGUCCUUCUAAUAGGAAAAUCCAUAAACUUCUUACAUCAGGUUUGUCAUGACCAAACUCCAUCUACGAAGAUGAUAGCUGUGGCAAAGUCUGCAGAGUCACCAAAAGAUGCUGCUGACUUGUUCACAGAUUUGGAAAAUGCAUUUCAGGGAAAAAUCGAUGCAGCUUACUUUGAGACCAGCAAAUACUUGCUGGAUGUUUUCAAUAAAAAAUACAAUUUACUGGAGCACAUGCAGGCUAUGAGGCGCUACUUACUUCUCGGUCAAGGAGAUUUUAUAAGACACUUAAUGGACUUGCUUAAGCCAGAGCUUGCCCGACCAGCUACCACUUUGUAUCAGCAUAAUCUGACAGGAAUCCUUGAAACAGCUGUCAGGGCAACUAAUGCACAGUUUGAUAAUCCUGAGAUCCUCAAACGGUUGGAUGUUAGACUUCUGGAGGUAUCUCCUGGUGAUACUGGAUGGGAUGUCUUCAGUCUAGACUAUCAUGUGGAUGGGCCAAUUGCAACGGUAUUUACACGAGAGUGCAUGAGCCACUAUCUAAGGGUGUUUAACUUCCUAUGGCGAGCAAAGCGGAUGGAAUAUAUUCUCACAGACAUAUGGAAAGGACAUAUGUGCAAUGCAAAGCUCCUGAAAUGUAUGCCAGAGCUUUCUGGGGUGCUGCAUCAGUGCCACGUUCUGGCAUCAGAAAUGGUUCAUUUCAUUCAUCAAAUGCAGUAUUACAUUACAUUUGAGGUACUUGAAUGUUCAUGGGAUGAGCUCUGGAACAAGGUCCAACAAGCACAGGACUUAGAUCACAUCAUCGCUGCUCACGAAGUUUUCUUGGACACAAUCAUCUCUCGCUGUUUGUUGGAUAGCGACUCCAGAACACUUCUUAACCAGCUUCGAGCCAUUUUUGAUCAAAUCAUUGAGCUUCAGAGUGCUCAAGAUGUAAUGUACAGAGCUGCUUUGGAGGAGCUGCAGCUGAGGUUGCAGUUUGAAGAGAAAAAGAAGCAGCGUGAACUUGAGGGUGAGUGGGGAGUAACUACAUCCGAAGAGGAACAAGAGAACAAAAGGAUUAGAGAGUUUCAAGAAUCUGUACCAAAAAUGUGUUCACAGCUGCGAAUACUUACACAUUUCUAUCAGGGCAUUGUGCAACAGUUUUUGAUCUUACUGACAACCAGUUCCGAUGAAAGCCUUCGAUUUCUUAGCUUUAGAUUGGACUUCAAUGAACAUUAUAAAGCAAGAGAACCAAGACUUCGUAUGUCUUUGGGCACUAGAGGGAGACGCAGCUCACAUAUGUAAAGCAACUUCUAAUGACUGUUCCUGGAUUUCGGAAGGAUGUUAAACCUGGUAUUGGACAAGGCAGUCAAUGUCUACACACUAAAACCAAAUGGCAUGCAAUAGGUGUCUGUCAUUUCUUCAGGCAAUAUGUUUUCAGUCGUGAUUUGUGUGACACUAUGGGACAGAGCAAAAAAGUCUUGUUUUUUACAUUGACGUUUGUAAUAUUACAAAAUUAAAUGGGCUGGUUUAAACUGUUCCAACUGAUCUGCUGAAUCUUCCUAUUAAUGAAGACCAUAUUUUAUUUGGGGCUUUUUAAGCUGUCUUCACUCUAACGUAUAUUUGUCUCCAGGAAAUCACAUCUUAAUUUGUUUCAGAAGGCACUGUUUCCUUUUUUAACAGUAAAAUAAGAGGGCGUUAUUUUUUCUAUAUAUAUUUGUUCUGUUGGGAUAUCGCUUUUGUUAAAGCCAAGAGAUUUGGAUUGAGACCUAAUAUCCUUAAGAAAAACAUUUUACUAUACUGAUUUUUCAGUGUUGUGAUGUAUUUGUGUGAGAAACUUUGUAUCCUGGUAUGUAAACUUUACAUACAUUUUUUUUAAUUUUUUUCUCCAAGGAUAACAUUUUCAAAAUUUUGAUUUAUUAUUCCAGGCAAAUUCUGCUACUAUACAAAAGCAAAUUACAGGAACAUAACAGGUGUGACAUGUAUCACAUAAUAUAGCAUCCUAAAAAUUGAAGUUAAAACCUCAGUGCUAUCCCAAGUGAAGUAAAGAAAUGUGUAAAUAUGGAUAGAAGUGAAUGAAGUAUUUUGUGGUCAAAAUAUGAUGAUUAGAAAGAAAUUGACUUGGAUAAUGAAAACUACUUAUUUCUUUCCUGUCUAUUUUUCCAUUGUAAAUAUUUAUAUAUUGCUGUCCAGAAGUUAGGGGGAAAUGGUUUUUGUAAAGAUGUCAUUAUAUCAAGUCAUUUUAAGUAGCCAUUUAUUAUGUUCCACAAGUAAAAGCUUAGAAAAAUAAAAACGCAACUAUCUUUCAAA
Molecule: messenger RNA, 3884 nt
Organism: Chelonoidis abingdonii (Abingdon island giant tortoise)
Lineage: Eukaryota; Metazoa; Chordata; Testudines; Testudinidae
Gene: TUBGCP3
Product: tubulin gamma complex component 3
Biological process (GO): mitotic cell cycle; spindle assembly; microtubule nucleation
Cellular component (GO): spindle pole; microtubule organizing center; gamma-tubulin complex
Molecular function (GO): microtubule minus-end binding; gamma-tubulin binding
Source: RefSeq, a predicted model, not a curated record